Molecule: messenger RNA, 1902 nt
Organism: Monoraphidium neglectum
Lineage: Eukaryota; Viridiplantae; Chlorophyta; Chlorophyceae; Sphaeropleales; Selenastraceae
Product: hyperpolarization activated cyclicnucleotide-gated potassium channel 4
Exons: 11
Coding region: 1-1902 (633 amino acids)
Biological process (GO): regulation of membrane potential; potassium ion transmembrane transport
Molecular function (GO): voltage-gated potassium channel activity
Source: RefSeq, a predicted model, not a curated record
AUGGCGCCGCGGAUGGGGCGGCCAAGCCUUCAGGCGCAGCGGCGCCUGGUGCAUGCGCUCUCGUCGCGCGUCCCCAUGUGGGAGGAGCAAGACCACCAUCGCAUACUGGAGCGCGCAGGCAGCAUGCCAGAUCCUGUCGACGCUGCGCCCGACCACCACCACGACGGCGACGGCGGCGAUGACGGGGCCGGCGGCAGCCCCAGCGGCGGCGGUGUCGGGGAGGACUAUGCUUUGAGCGCGACGUGGCGGCGCGACCCGCGGCGGCAGCUGCGCCUGCUGCAGGAGGCGCUGUGCCCGCUGACGUUCACGUCGGGCGACCUGCGGCCGCACUCGCAGCCCAAGGCGCGGGAGCUUUACGAGACGCUGCUGCAGGUGGAGUACUCUUAUGACUUCAAGAUCGUCUUCUUGACUUACGCCAAGGGGUGGCUGCUCCUGGACGUUGUGUCCACGCUGCCCCUUGAGUGCAUCGUGCUGGCAGCAGACCGCAGCCUGGACAGCUUCAACGCUGGAUACCUCAACAGGAUGCUCAAGGUCUUCGCCAUCACCCGCCGCGCCCACGGCGACCCCUUCCGCGUCGUGAAUCUGCUGCCGUUUUUUUCCAACAACUUUAACUACUCCAUGCGGCUGGUGGUGAUAUCAGCGUCCCUGCUGCUGCUGUCGCUGCACUACUUUGCUUGUGCGCUGUGGCUCGUGCUGCGCGUGCAGGGUUUCCCGCCCAAGACCUGGCCUGUGGAGCUGCAGCUGCUGGACGGGCCCGUUCACGUGUACGAGGCGUGGACCUGGGGAGUAUUUUCCGUCACCAGCGCCAUGAUCGGCCUGGGUUAUGGCUCAUAUCCGCCAGUGACAUACGCAGAGGCGGUGCUCUGGACAAUCGAGAUGAUAACCAUGGCGGCGGGCUGGGCCACUGUCAAUGGCUUCAUCUUAUCAGCAAUCCUGGAGUUCCUGGCGGCGCAGGCCCGCCACAAAACGCUACUAAUGCAGGCGAGGCACCCGCUGUGUUUCUCAUACCCUGCCCAAAGGGAGGUCGACCGCCGCGGCCUGCCGCCGCCGCUGAAGCAGGCGGUGAUGUCAUACCUGAAGCUGAAGCAUCACGACGAGAACACGCAGGACAGCGGCGCAUUCAUGCAGGGCCUCGCCCCCGCGCUGCGGCUGCAGGUCGCCCUCGCCAGCGUCAGCCAGGCGCUGUCCCGCCUGCCCGUCCUGCGCGACAGCCGGCAGCUGCUGCAGCGGACUGCGCUGCUCGUGGAACACCAGGUGGCGCCAGAAGGCCAGCUGAUCGUGAUCCCAGGAACAUGCCACAAGCAGCUGUACUUCAUCACCCGGGGCUAUGCUGACGUGUACCUGGGGAAGCUGCUCGUCGACACCCUGGCGGCGGGCGACUCGUUCGGGGAGCCGGCGCUGCUGCCCGUCCCGCCGCUGGCAGAGCUGCCGCCGCGGCUGGCGGCGCUAUGGGGCCGCGAGUCUGGUUUCAGCGCGCGGGCAUGGCCGUGCCUGUACUGCAUACGCGCGCUGUCGGCUUGCAGCCUGCUGGUACUGGACGCAGAAGCGUUUGCAGAGCUGCUACAAGAGUACGGCUGGGCGGAGGAGCGGAUGCGGCAGCUGGGCCGGCGCCACGCGGCUGUGCUGGAUUCGCUGCCAAUGCUAGACGAAAUCUGGGCGGCAGCUGCAGGGGCAGAUCCGAACCGGGACCCGGCUGCUGAUGUCAUGUCUCGCAACAUGCGUGCAAAUGCCAGGCGAGGUGCGGAGGGCGCCAAGGAGGCCGCCACGAAGGCAUACCGCGCGGCCGCAGCGGCACUGGCGCGUCCGGGAGCCCCGGUGGGGCCCAGUGGUGGUGGAUGGAGGACACACGGCGGCGGCGGCGGCCGCGGCAGCAGCGGCGGCGAGGCAGGGGCGGAUGUGUAG